CAUAGGAUUUCGCAGUAGGGGGUACACAAGAAUACGUCACAUUUUGUGUUGUGCCCAUUAUAUUUUCAAUCAAACUCGAAUGGAUGGCUGCGUUUAAAAGCCGCAGAUGAUCAACAUGGCGACACGAACUGGCACAAGUGCAUUUCACCUUUGCUGCUUCAUCUUUCUUUGCUUUCUGGCUCAGGGUAAGCAGUCUUAAGUGAUUAAUUUUUGAUUUGUGCUUUCAUGAAAGGUGUGAAUCUUCGGAGCAUGAACAAAUAUGAACCCGCUCUAUUUCAAGGCGGCAUGAAGUCGCAUUCGUCUGUAAACGCCUCGGGAAACCUUAUUGAGAGUCGCUGCGAUUUUUUUUUUCGCUCGGAAAUCUAAUCUGGUAUCGAAAGCUAUCGCAUGUAGCUUCUUGUUGAAUCGUUUGGGUGCGAAAAUUGGAUUGUAAUCGGCAUAACGCAUAAAAGUUCAGCUGAACGAGUGUUGUUAAUCGACGCGGACACGCAUCAUACAUUCUAGUUUGCCCCACGCAACGUAUUUAGUCGAUAUGUUUCACGACAUAGCUUUUAAAAGGUGAUAUCAAAAUAAUUGGCAAAAUUCGAAGCGUUUAUAACGUUUUAUACCGGUUUGCAGAUCAUACGAGCCACGAAGUUAUUUCUGCAAGCGCGCCAAAACACGGCAGCUCCGGCCCUCGUGUUGUGGGGUGAUGUUUUUCGCGUAGCAAGUUCACAUGCAUUAGUAGUUUUGGUUCAUCUGAAAAUGCACUUUGCACUAAAUUUUUGUGAAGGUGCUUUAAUGAUCUUGUGGUACAGCUAAUAAUAUCGCGUUUUUGUUAAAUCGGGUGUUCUCUUUAAAAGCUUCACAUAGUAAUGACCGUGUUUAUUUCUUGCUCUAUCCGUCAAGUCGGAUCUACAAUUUCAUGCAAAUUGAGACUCUGUUGCACUAUAUUACUUUCAUCGCUCAUUUUUUUAAGCGCAUUUUUGUGGAAACUCCCAGACAUUGUGGCUGUAGUCCCUCGAUCUCUGGAAGCUGCCGGACGCCAGGAAGAUGAAUAAAAUUUUGACUUUUGGUGACCAUAUUAUAUUGCAUCCACAAUAUCGUUAUCGUUAAAUUCAUCCUACUCACGUUCUCGUGUACAGCAAAUUGAUCCAUUUUGCCUUGCUUUAUAUCUUUCUUCCUCAAACAGUAGCUUGUUAGUUCUUUUACAAAUUAAAUCUCGCCUAUAAAAGUGCUUUUGUUUUGAACUAAAACUUAUAGUUUACGCGUGGCCAGUUUGUAACACGGUAUUAAACGAACACUGGAGGAAAAUCACUUAACGUAAAACUCCUUUAACUACUUCGAGUAGUUCUUUUGUCCGACAAUAAGAAAUUGAAAUUUUUAGUCUGUUAAUAGAGUACUUUUUCAAAACGUACGAGCAAAUACAAACACGUCUUUGUCUUCUGCGAGUUAAAAUCGUAUGUUAUGUAAACGUUGGAACUUGACGUAAUUGCUAAGAGUCGAAAUUUCAGUUUUUUGCUAUAAAAAGUCGUUUUUAUAGAACAAUUUAUUUUCCUUUUUUUAAGUAUUUAAAAAACAACGAUUAAAUAACCGUUUCAUUCCACUUUAAUUUUGGUUUUGAAAUGAUUCGGAACUAAAUAUCAUUUGUCAUUUGGUACCCACACUUGUCGUCGCCGAUCAUCUUCGCGAAAAAGGAACUUCCUCAUGAACUGCGAGUAAACUGUGCAAAGGAAGCAUGCACUGUUUAGUUGCUUCGUAUUUGCUUUCUCACAAUUUUAAGUGCAUUAUGGAUUAAUCGUUAGUUUUCUAAGCAAAUAUGAAUUGUUGUAAAGUGUCUAUAGUUUGCAAAAGGACGACAAAGUUGUUACGAGUUUUAAUUUGGUUGAAAGAAAAAACUCUUAGAUUCUUUUCUUAUAACCCUAAUUACUGUUUUCUCGUAGAUUUGGGCGAAGUUUUCAAUUAUAAAGUAGUAUUUUUGUUAUUGUGUCUGUACAUUUAACUAUACAUGUCUGCAUUUCUAUUUUCUUUUAUGUUCAUUGAUCUUUUGUAGAAUUACAGUACAGCUUGAUCUCUAAUUAAUAGCUUUCGCUUCUCAAAGUACAACGUAAGUUGUUAUUAAAGAAGUGAAUCAUAUUUCUUUAAUAAGUAUUAUAAUUAUCAUACACGCCAAAAAGGAAAUCUGGAAAUUCUGCCUUAUGGUUUCCCUAGUACAUAAAUGUACAAUAUUCAUUUUUUAGUGACCAUGGUGUUUCAAAAAUUAUUUCGAUGUAAGUUUCAUUUAUAUCUGUCUUAUCUCACUUUGGAGACCUUCAAUUGUAGCUAACAGGACUCUCCAACAUAUUUUAAAGUCAAAUAAUUGUAAAGCCAGGUGUUUCAUUUAUUUAUUACUCCCUAAAAACUGAUAACCAUAUAGAUUAUUUUUACCAGUUAGAAAAUACCAUUAUUAGCAUAACCUUGAAAAUAAUCAUAUUGAACUCUUAACUUCAUGUUAGAGUAGCUAAUCAGUAAUGUACCCGUAUAUUUCCUCCACUAAUCAACCAUAUUUGCUAUUGAAUUUUUUUGCAUUGUUUCUGCUUUACUUUAUCAAAAUAACACAGUGGUGCAUUGUUUAAAUCAAUUAUAUUGGCCUCAUUCCCAAUUAGCGUGUUGUAUACCAUGUGUCCUCUACACCUUAUUGUUUUGGUGUACAAUAGUGUAAGCUCUUCUGUACAGACUAAUUCAAAAGUGAAUUAAAAUUAUACAGAUUAAAUGUGGGGCAGCUGGUGGCAAAAUAAUGUAUGUCUUUUUUUCCAGUUCCAUUUUGGUGCCUUUGAAAAUGAUAGUUUACAUGUUUGAAACUAAAUACUAGGUCAUUCUUCAAACUCAUGAAGUUGUUCAAUAUUAUUGGCAGUACCUUAGAGGUAAAAACGCACUUAGUUUUAUCAAGAUCAAAUACUGACCUUUGUUAUUGCAAAAUUAAAAUUGUUAUCCGUCUUGCUUUGCCUCCCUGAGUUUUUAGACUACCCUCUUGUAAUCUUAAGUAUAAUGCCCUUGUGCUAAUUGGAAAAUCUGAAAAAUGAGUGUACCUCAAAGAAACACAUACACUGUAACAGUGAAAAAUAUAUAAUUCUUUUAAGGAUAACCUUUAAUUUAAAACUUGAACAGCCACUCACAGCAAAACUGAUUGAUAUUUUUGAUGUGAAAUAUUAUGUUGUUAAUUUUGACUUAUCAAGACUGUUCAUAAAUUCAUGAUGUUCAGUGUUUUUAUGUGCAAUAAUACUGCUGCAAUACUAUACAAUAUGGAAUCAUUGUACAUCCAAUAUGCAAGCCUCCCACGAUGGUAGCCUUAGAACCUCUCAGAGAUGAGAUCUUUGGAGACAGAUCAGUGUUGUUCAAUGCAGAAGUUACAUGUAGAGAUGUUAUUGUAGUAUAAGAUUUCAUUCAGAGUUUUAAAAAAUGCUCUUUCAUAAAAAACUAAGAUAUUGAUGUGCCCUUAUCAGGUUUAUGUGGAAUUUAGUUUUGUUACUUGAAAAGCAUAACUGGUGUGUAAUUUUGUGGACAGAGUUCAAGCAGCUUUGAAAUUAAAUGACUUGGGGAUAUAAUUUAUAUAUUCAUUUGUACAGCUGCUCUUUUUCACAGUGAAACAAAGUAUUAGUAGGCUUAUUUAUGAAAUCGUUCUGUUUAGAAACGUGUAUACUUUGGGUCCAUGUGUUGGGGCAAGACAAACAUAAAUACACCUGUAAAACAGUUUGCCUUUUAAGUUAGAACAUGCUUGUUAGGAGUUGUGCGUAAUAACUGUUCAGGGUGGUUGAUGUAAUGGUGAGUGGCUAUUUUGCUACAUUGUUACUUAGUAAAUAUUCUGCUUCACAAUGCACUGUAUCUUGAUCAUUCAACCAACAGUACUUACAGUAAAUUGGAUAAAUAAGUUUUGCUGGUAAUGUAUCAAUAAAAAUCUUUAUGGCCAUAUGGCCUUUUCUGCUCCAUAGUUGGGGAAGUCAUGAUAAGACAAAGAUGCCUUUUAAAGAGCUUGCCCUUUUAAACUUCCUAACUUCACCAUCCUUUUACAGCAAUGUACUCUUAAUAUAAGGCCUUGAAACAAAUGAUUUCUGUAGAUCAGUGCAAACAGAAAAUUGCAGAUUUAGUUGUUUUUUCAAAGAGAAUAAACUCUAUGUCCAGGUGGUACUUGAUGAUCAAUCUUUAUGGGUUGGGUUAAGCUAUUGGAAGUCUAAGAAUGCAUUAAUUGACAAAAUUAAUAUAUUGCUUGCUUGACUUGAGUUUAAAAUAAUAGUGUUGAAGAAUUAUAAUGUUGCAGUAGUUAUCUAUCAGUAAGCGUAUGUCUUAUGGCUUUACAAUAAUGUAAUUUGUGUUAAACUCUGAUCACAGUCAUAGCCAUUAUGCCAAAUUCCUUUUUUCUUGUUUUCAUUUUCCACAACUUAAUGUUAGUCCAUUUGUUAAUACAAUUAUACAAGAGUUUGCAUUUAAUUAGUUUACUGGUGAUUCUUAUGCUUUGUGGGGGAACCAUUGAUAUUAGUAUAGUGUAGUGUAAUAUACACUGUACCUUGACACGUAUACAUAUAUGUUGGACUAUCGUUGUAUGGUUGUUGGCAUGUUCAUGCACUAAUAAUAGUAAUGAUAAUAAUAAUAGUUUUAAAAAUACUUAUAAUAAUGAUAAUAGAUAAUAAUAUUAAUAAUAAUGAUUAGCAUGCUUACAAUAAUAUAGCAAUAAAAUAUUGCAAUUCUUAUUUACUGGUGUACAUGUACUUAUUUAUCAUCGAGAUAGUAAAUUUAAAUACCAAGGUUCCUUUUUAUUACACAUACAGGUUAGUAUGUAAGUGUUCUUUGGGUAAUAGCUUGGGGGGUAGUUAUGUUAUGCUUACUAGGUUGAUAUUGGAACUGUUUUACUUUAAGUGUUUAAUUACUAAAUUCUACACUGUAUAUCAGCUUCAUCAGGGAUAACAACUUGACUAGUGCUUUAUCAAGUAGCAUCGUCAGUGCAAUUUAAACAGGUGGUAUGGGUUGGAUGAUAAGUGCCAGUUCAGUGGAUUCUUUAUUAGUAAUGUUAUAUUAUGUAGCUAUGUUGUAGGUACAUGUAAAAUCUGUUCUCAGACUAAGCCAGUGUUCAUUCAAGCUUUUUUUCCAACCUUAGUCAUUCAUUUGAGACCAAGGAAAUUCACAACUUAACCUUUCUUCACAACUUACAACUUAACUGUCAGAUAUAGACAGUUUAAGUUACAGCAUGUUUUGCCUUUGCUUCUAGUUUUUAGCCAGUCAGAAAGAAUGGUAGCCCAAAACCAUAGCAGUGAAUACAAAAUCCCUCAGUCAAGAUUUUAGUUUUGUGCUCAUUGGUUGCCUCUUGGACAACCCAAUCUGCUGAGGCAUUAGUCCCCAAAGAGAAAUAAACAUGACAGCUUUUUUCCUUGGAAGGGUUCAUGAUACCUAAAAGUUAGUUGAACACAAAACAAAUGCGGGAAAAAAUGUACUCUGAACACAUUGUUUGGCUUGAAUGAGCCUGUGCAUUAAUCAGCAGUUUAUGUAUGUAAACAUAGUCCAGGAUGCACUACUGUGAGAUGUGCUCCACAUUGCCGCCAUGUUUUUCCCUGUCUGUCUCCCAUAGCCUGGUGAUUCUCUGUUUACUUGUAAAAUAGAAAAUGUACGAGCCUCCUCUACUGCUUCAAUUUGGAAUCCAUGACAACAGAUGAAACUACAGCAGAUUAGAGGUGUAAGAAUUAGAAAGCUAAAAAAAAAGUGUGCGUUAUCAGACAUUUUAAGAUUCAUGGAGGAUUUCUUUGAAUGGGUGUAAGAAAGAACGGGGUGAGCAGGAGGGAGUCUCCUUCCCAUGCCCUGUUCUUUUUGCAUAACACUUCCAAGCGAGGACUUCGCAAUCACGGCUGCAAUUUGUUCUGAAAGAAAACGCUAUGUUUUGUAGUUAUGGCAGAUGGUUUUCAAAAGAUAAAUCCACAUUUUAAAGCCAAACAGGUAGCAACAGUUUUCGCCUUGAUGGGAUAAAAAACAAAACAAGUGAGGCACAUUUUAUUGUGAACAGGAAUGCUGUUUAAAGCCUGAAGUCUCACUUGUUUGGAGAUUAGAUAAGAAAUCAGAUGCUCUAAAAACAUCAACUCGACCAUUCUUGGAGAUAAGAUAAGAAAUGAGGAGGCAAUUAAUUCUUAAGGGGCGUGUGUCUGAUGGGUGUGUAAGCCAUAAGGACUAUGUGCGGAAGGAGGAAAAAAAUGCUAGCUAGCUAGGUUACACAGUAACCAUUGACUGCCUUUAGUGUAUAUAAUAGUCAGAAACUUCGAAAGCCUUCCUUUUUAAAACUGGAAAAAUAUUGUAAUGUUUCAGUUGGGUAACAGAAUUUGCACCGAUUUGCAAACCAUUAAUUAUUAUUUAUUUAUUUGCCUCAAUAAAAACUAUGAGAUUGCUCAAACAUGAUUUUUUGAUGAAGUUAAAUUUUAGCAAUGAAAGGAACACCACACUGUGGACGCCCUUCUUCUGCUUCUUAAUUCUCUUGUGACGUUUCCUUGUCAUGCCUUGUGUUCUGUUGUUAUCCGUCGAAAUCAAGAGAAUACUAAGCUGCUAAAAAUGCAAUCAUCAUAGUAUACUGUAAUUUCAAGGAAUCUUCUACAAUCAAAGGCAAUAUGAAGCGAAGAGGCUAGACCUUGGGAAUCUAUGACACCAAGGAAACAUCAACAAAGACAUCAGUAUUUAAAAUAAAAACACAUCUCUCAAACUAGUAGAAAAGUAAUACACUAAUUCCAGUUUGUAGACUAGUAGAUUCUAUUGGAAAUGAAGUCCUGUAAGCAGAGUGCAUGACCGUUAGGUACAAAGCUACCGGUAAUGCAUCUGUGACACAGGUGAUGAAUAGUUUAAGGUUAGCUUAGUCGUUGAUUUCUCAUUUUGUAAAGUGCAACGCGACCUCACGUCUAACAUCGAUUAACAACUGCGAAAAUCUAUCAUUACAUACCACAAGGUGAAUCUGCGAUAAAACAUCGAUUUAUGGGAAUUUAAAUUCAAAUUUGAACUCUUUGCCUUUGCAACAGCGUGGCUUCCUACAGGAAACAGGAUUUCCUCGGUUUUAGUUUUUCACGCCCUUUUUAAUUGACAGUCCAGUAAUCUAAAUCGUUUCAAUCAUUGCCGAAAAUAAACCCAAUGCUCAUCACAAGACUCAUUUGCAUACAAUGAAUGUUUACACAGCCUCACCAUCAUUUUUGCUCAUCUAAGACUCUUCUGUUUUUCAAGUUCCAAAGUAAUCAACACUUUGAAGCAAUAGAAUUCGUGGACCAACUUGUUCAGGAAAAUCUCUAUAUCUUUCGCAUUAAUCUUCCCUGCAUGGCUUUCAUCAUGCCGAGACACUUAUCCCCAGUUUUCACCGUCCCUGCUGGGAAUGCCUGGGACCGAAUUUGGGGCCCACAGACAAGAAAAGAAACAUUUGCAUUUUCUGAAUCUUACCGCUAUUUAAAGCGAAAAAGACUAAAAACUAAUAGCACAGGGCACAGAGGAGUUAUUUGAGAUGGCAAGCGAAGCAAAAAUUUUACAGCCAAUCGCACUAGUCGCCUCUGUUUAAUGUAGAAUCGACUAUGAACUUGACCUAUAAAACCAUCAUGCAAUUGUGUUACAAACCUGGUAAAAGAUUACCUAAUGCUCGGUGGGAAUGAACCUCAGUGUUUUACUUUCUUGGAUUGAACUGGACUAAGAGGUUGACUUGGACGGACAAGUCUUGUGGUUGCUCCAGGGGCAACUGGAGAUAACAGUAACUUUCCAACCCUGUUGGUGGCAGAGAUUAACCAGCCGUCAGGGUGGUGUUCUAUGGAGGGGCUAGCUUGCCACGGUGAAAGCCCCUGGAUAACGUUCCAAAAUUAAUUGAUGUAGUUGAUUAACUGUGCCCUCUCGUGGUGAGGAUAAAUUUUUAUUCACAUUGCAUUUCCUUUUUUUAGAAACUGGUAGCAUUAGAUGCAAGUGUACCACACAUUCUUGCCCUGGAGACCACGUCAAUGAAACAUGCACAACAGAUGGGCAGUGUUAUAAAAAGAUUGAAGUGGACAAUGAUGAUGAUGGUGUUGAGUUUAUCACUUAUGGCUGUUUGCCAUCAGAGGAGAAGGCACUUAUGCAGUGUAACACCCCAGAUCAUGUGCAUGCCAAACUACUUUCCGUGAAAUGUUGCAAAAAUGAAGACUUAUGUAAUGAAGAUUUACGUCCUGUUUUGCCUUCAACUGCACCUCCUACUACUGGUAAGAACUUUGUUUGAGUGUACAAAAAAUUCUCAGUCUGCUUUUGUAUAAAUACAAAAUAGCUUGCCAGCCAUCUUGUUAGAAGUCUCUUUUUUUUUUCGAGAAUGAAGGCUGAAUCUUUGCACACUUUUCUAUAAAUUACCUUAUGCAUUCUUUAGCAUGCACCAAGCACAUUAUUUCUGCUCAAUUGUUGAUUUUAUCGCAUGUAACUCAUUUGCCAUGGAGCAAGAAUCUGUGAAUAAAGAGCUCAUCCCUGAGAUGGCUGAUAUUAAUAGUCUUAUUAUUUAUGUGAACGAAAACUGUGACAUUUUGCCGCCAUCUUAGAGGGACAGGGUAGCCUAUAUGAAAAUACACAGAAAUCGAAGAUUUGACUCCUCUCCCCUCCCCUCCCCUCCCCUCCCCUCUACAGAACACUCAAACUAACCUUAUCUAUUAAUGUUAUCAUAAGGCAUAAGUUACAUGUACUAAUUUGAAGAAUAGAAUUCAACAUGCUUGAACUUGAACUGAGGGGAAAGUGCGACCAAUAUUCUAAUCUCUUAAGAUGCUUUAUUUCUAUAAAACCACUUGUACUUCUGCAGCACUAUCAAUAUCACAUGUAUAUUGUGCACAGAUAUCAAGUAUGCAUGGGUGAUAUAUAGAUUUGUCACAAAUUAAUUUAGUAAGAAUGACAGAAUGAGUUAUUGUAGGUGUAAAUGAUCUGACCCUGCAUUGUAAAUUAGUUUUCUCGAAUAGGUGUACAGUAGUCGGUAAUUAUGGUUUUGAUUUUCCGUGAUCACAUAGAUAUGAAACAAUAAAAACUGUGAUGACUGCAUCUCUUAGUUAUUUUAGUACUUAAGAACCAAGAAUGCAGCAAUGGCUCCCAAACUGAAUUUUGUUUACAAGUACAAUAUCACCCUUUGUGCUUCUGUCUCUUGUUUACAACAGCUCCAUCAAACUCCUAUUUUUACUGUUGUUGAUAUUUUGCUCUGAGUUGGGCUGUAUGACUCUCAAGAAAUGGUAUUUUAUUCUAGUAGUUCUGUAUUUGAACACAGAUGUGUAAACAGCAAGUAAAAAUUUAAAAGUCAGCCAGGUCAAGAAAAACUGAACUUGGAAAAAUGUGACAUAUGACAAACAAGAAAAUGACAAGUCUUUUUAAGAAUAAAGUUGUAAUUGAAGUAUUCAAACCCAAACUCGCAAUCAAUAUCAAAGGUGUUGACCCAAUGAGUCAUGAAAAAUCAAAGAUAUACAACACAAAAUCACUAUGGAUGAAUUUUCUUGUAAAAUGUACUUGUAUAAAAUGUAGCCAUACCAACAAAAAAAUGACUUAAGGCUUUCUUCAGUAAAAGCCGUUAAAAUAAGAGGUCAGCUAUGUUUCAAUCAUGUAUUUAAAGUGAGAAAUUAUGAGAUGAUGAACGAGACAGACAAGCCGUUACCUCCUACUCUUGCUCAGCACAGACUUCUCAAGACCAGUUAUGUAGGCUACUGUCCAUGAUUAUAUGUUUGUAAUCACCUUCAUGCUCUAUAAUUAAAGAUGGAAACUGUACUUUCUAAUGUGCACUGCAAAAUGUAUUCUGUAAGUGCUGUUCAGUGAUAUGGGAGUGGUUUUGUGUAAGAUUCAUUACUAAUGCAUCAGUAGUCAUAUAGAGAUACAGUGUUUAGGAAUGGUUGCAAGUCUUCUGAUUUAUAGUCAGAGAAUAUGUCUAAGCAAAUUUUAUUUCCUCUGCCUCUAUUGGGCAAAGACCUGCUCUAUGGGGAUGAGUACUAACUGGAAAACAUAGGUCCUAUGAGGGAGGGGUUCCCUCCCUCCCAGCUACCCAUAAAUCUAGCUUUCAUUUUGAUGAUUAGUGGAAUACAAUAAAAGUUUUGUUUUUCAAGUAAUUAUGAGUAACUACAUGCAUGUCUGUUUGACUUAGCUUCAUUUCUUUGCUUGUGUUUAGUUGAGCCUCUUCGUGAGGAAUCUGAAGGUGAUGCCAUCCAAACAUACAAAAUUCUUUUUAUCAGUGCUGGUGUUUGCGGGGUGAUAUUUAUAAUAUUUCUCACAUUCUUUUGUUAUCGGUGAGUAUUUCGUCCUAUUUUGUUUUAUUUUCUUCCUUAAAACUGGCAAUGACAGGAUUCUCUGUCAUUUCUUUCUAUUUAUUCAUAGAACUUUGCAAUGUACACAGUGGGAGGGGAUGAAAAAUGACCUCAAUCCUCAAGAACUAGAAAAGUGAAAGAACUGUGAGAUGGAGCCUACAGUUUUUAAUCCUUAUCCCUGAAGGCUGGAAUGUCUAAGGAUUUUGUAGAUGUCAGAAGAAAGGCAGCACAUUCUCAUUAGUUAUUUUAAAACCCCUAGCAUUGAUCUGAUGGUGGAUUUGAACGUGCUAUCUCUCUCUCAGCAGACUGGUGCUUUUAUAUGUACUAACUACGCAGUGAUCACCUUGCACUGUGGCAAAAAGUAAUGCAUUAAGAUUGGUUAUAUCUUGACUGAGUUGAUGGAGUCAAUUUACCACUUUAAAGCAGAAGUGUUUGGUCAGAGUUGAACAUUAGGACUUUCUCAAUUCAUGCCCACUCACUGUUUUUAUCAACUUCUGUUCACUUGCUAACCUGCCGUCAUUUUUCUUCAGUUGUUUCUCACAAGCACCACAGUCAUAUGAUUCUUUUCUACGUGAGACAUUUACCUAGAGUUAAGUAUUGAAAAACUGUUUUGGUCUUUUUUUGGUGACUUAAGGAAACGUUUUUGUAGGUUAAAGGCAUCACAGACACCACAUCCCUUUGACUUUGAGAAGUACGGCAGUCCAUAUAUGACGAAAGGAGAAACCCUCCAAGAUAUGCUGGACCAAAGCUCUGGAAGCGGUUCAGGAUUGCCUCUUCUGGUUAGUUAAAUAUCUGUAGUUAUGUCUGUUAAGUAAAUUUUCAUUUUGUGAAAUACUGAGACAAAUAGUACUCUGAAAAAAGUUCCAUCACCUAGUUAUCAUUUGGCUGAUCAGAGCAUAGCAUGUGUUGUUUGUCUACAAAUUCAAAAGUGAAAACUUCGUAAUUUUCAUAGUUGAAUAUGGUUGAGAAAGGUUAAUGUAGCCUGCUAGAUGGUUUCAUACAUACUUACAUACAUAACAGUCUACAAUGUACAUGUCAUAGUAAUAGUGCAGUGGACAUACCUUAACACGGUCACCAACAAUAAAAGAACAGGCUCAGCUUAGAAGGUCAAUGAAAAUAACAUAUCACAGGUAUUUUAAUUUUCUAAAUUUCGAAACAAGUGGCGGUAUUAACAGGGUGAAAUUAUAAACGAUUCUACUGUAAAUGGGAUUUUGAAACGUGGCUGUUGGCCGUAUAAACUAGUAACCACAUUAACGAGGGUUUCUGAUAAGAAAAUGCAUGCUCGUUUUACUGGACUGUAAAAAGGUGGCUGUUGUAAUGAGGUGACCGUUUUACCAAGGUGGCAGUAAGGUGGGGUUCCUCUGUAGAAGAAGAAGAUAUCAUGUGUGGCACACACAACAUUGAAUACCAGUAAGUGACUGUGUUCCAAGAAAAAUUGAAGGCAGCCCAGUUCUCUCGAGGGUGCCCAGCACAUGAUUUCUGUUAGAAAACUAAGAUUUUCUAGUCACCCUGAAGCAACUAUUAGGGUCCAGAGGCCGCUGAGUGCUGCUGCUGGAGCACAGCAGCCUUGCUCUUGCACUAAGAUGUUAGAGACUAAUGAGGCACUACUUGGUUAUAAAUUUUACUAGAUUAUCUGUGACAUUAAUUCUGCAUGCUGUUAGGUUUUUUAAAUUUUCAUUUAUUUAAAAAAAGCAAAAGCUAAAACAAAAGCGAAGAAAUGUAUCAAUGGAAAUAGCAGACAUUGGUUAUCAUGCCACAAGCAUGCUUCCAGGCUAUAACUCACAGUCUUGUAACAUGGUGUAAAAGUGUGAAAUGUUUUUUUUUAGGUUCAGAGAACCAUUGCUAAGCAAGUGACACUUAUAAGGAGUGUUGGUAAAGGACGGUAUGGUGAGGUGUGGCAGGCAAGAUGGAGAGGAGAGGAUGUAGCAGUCAAAAUAUUCCUUUCCCAUUGUGAAUCUUCAUGGCAGAGGGAAACAGAGAUUUACCAGACAGUUCUAUUGCGACAUGAAAGUGUUCUGGGUUUCAUAGCCUCAGAUAUAAUUGGAAGCAAUCAAGUGACGCAAAUGUACCUCAUAACAGAUUACCAUCCAUAUGGCUCUUUGUAUGACUUCUUACGAUGUCACGGGCUGAACAAGAAGACUAUGGUCAAGCUUGCAUUAUCGGCUUCUGCAGGAUUGACUCAUCUUCAUACAGAAAUCCAGGGAACCAAAGGAAAACCUCCAAUAGCACAUCGGGACAUUAAGAGCAAGAACAUUCUUGUCAAAGAGAACUUGACAUGUUGCAUAGCAGACUUUGGACUUGCUGUAAAAUACUCUUCCGAUACUGAAGAAAUUGACAUCAAACCUGACACAAGAGUGGGAACUAGAAGAUACAUGGCUCCGGAGGUGUUAGACAAUGCUUUGGAUUGUAGAAAUUUUGCGGCAUUUAAGAUGGCAGACAUUUACUCCUUUGGGCUGGUUCUGUGGGAGAUUGCCAGAAGAUGUUUCUCAGAUGGUAAGUUUCAUCUCCUUGCAUACAUGUACACCAUAAACUUUUUCCACCUUGGUUCAAUUAUAGUAGCCAUUGAUAAAAAAAAAUUGAUUAUGGCCACUCUGAGUUGAGACAGUAGUGACCUUUAGAUUUGACCAUGAAUAUGUGAUGAUGUACUAUACAAGUAGAACUUUGGAAUAAUUUCAAACCAGUUGCACUAUGCCCUCAGAACCUCGUUUCUGUCCUUGAUUGGAUUGAUAUGACAUCUGAUUUUGUAAAGCACACAAACUUUGUCUGAAAGCAUUUACUAAAACUCAGUCCCAAUACUUAUUGUUCAGUCUGAGGGUCUUUGGUAUGCAAUAUUACAGUUGUUUCUCUGAUGGUGAUGAUACCAUUGGCUGUUUGUCCAUUUCUUCUUUGAUGCAACCACUUCUUAAACUAUUGUUUCAUUGUUCCAGAAACUGGAAUGUGUGAAGAAUACCAAGUACCUUACUUUGAUAUGCUUCCGGGUGAUCCCUCUUUUGAUGAAGUGAGGAAAGUUGUGUUAACUGAAAAGAGGCGGCCAUCAAUACCAAAUAGAUGGCACAGAGAUGAGGUAAAAACAACAUUAAAUGCAGUUUAGUGAAAAGAAGUUUCUUUCAACAUGGAUGGUAACAUAAUACCAUCAACACAUUUUAAUGUGUCCUUGGCAAGAGUUUAUUUAUUUUUAUUUUCAUAGACAACUUAUUUUAGUAUCAAAGGAGUACUUGUCAUUUACUAAAUGCCUGUUCAACACAAAACUAAGCUCUUAAAAAGCUUGUUUAGUUAAACACUUUGAGAUUGUUUUGUUUACAAACGUUACCUUCUGAGUCUUGUCAACUUAGAAUAAUGAUUACUCAGGGCUCUAUCAGGGACCUGCUGUUUGUGUGAUAAGUAUUUGAGUAUCAUAAAUUACAACUUUGAUUAAUCAACAGACUCUUCAAACAAUGGCCAAGCUGAUGACAGAGUGUUGGGCGCAACAUCCAGCUGCUCGUUUGACAGCUUUAAGAGUGCAAAAGACAAUGAACAAACUCAAGAAGUCGAUGGAUUUUAUUGACCAACGAUAUGAGCUAGAUGAUGACAGCCCUCGUACCAGUGUUACAACAGCUUAGUAAGAUAGUGCUAACCGAUGAGUAAUGACUUCAUGCUGUUCGCAGUCAGGACAUCACAUGGUUCUACAUCAAGAUAUCCAAGUUUUGCAUGACAACUUGUUAAUCUGAUGUAUCAAGAACAUGCUGUGGUGCAUACACCUUCCCAUCUUCAGCAUCAGACAAGUCAUCCUUGUCUCUCUCAUGACAUUCCUUCAGUGUCAUACUGUUACAUAAAGGCAUGCUAAGAACAAUCAAAAUAUUGACAUUAGUUGUUGUUGUUGUUGCACUGUGAUUAUGAUGUACAAAUUUCAGCAGCAGUGGAUUCAAUAUGUUUUGAAGUAGGUUUUAGUUUAAGACAAAUUCUGAAAGACAAUUACUUUAAAAGGCAAAAACGAUGGUAAAGUAGAGGGGGGGGGUGGGGGACAGGACAAAAUACCCAGCAGUGUACCAGUGGGUGCUGUGUGCUAUUGAAAGUCCCAAUUACAGUGAUCAUUUUGAAGAAAAUCAAGGCUUUUCAAUGGUUAGAUGCUAAUUGAUUAAUGAUGAAACUAAGCCUUACUUGGAAUGCAUUGUGUGUAUAUUGAGUUCCUUAACCUCAAACAAGUAACUCUCAGCAGCUAAUUAAGAAAUUUGCAGUUUAGCUUCUCCUUGAAAUGCCUAGAAACAGAGAUUGUUUUGUUUUCCUUCAUCUUAGACGCAUUAAAUACCAUAAAAGUUAAGGAAAAUGAAGAAUUGUCAGUGUACAAUCUUAGAGCCUGCGAUGCAGUGUAUUUUAGGACUUGAACAGAAUAAUGCUUGGUGUUUCAUGUAAUAUAUCAAGCAUGAGACACAGUGUUUCAUCACCAGAAGAAACACCGAGAAGAGAGUUGAAAAUACAAUGCACAGUGGAGUAUUUUUGACGAACGUCAAGGUGUUUCAUCUGGUGAUGGAACACUGUGUCGAACGCUUAUAUUACUUCUCAAACGAAAUAAUUUUAAAAGGGGAAAUUAAGGAUGCCAAAAUGAGCAGUUUUUCAUCUGAUUUCCAAACACUCAUUAAACAUCAAUUUCCUUUGAAUUUUCUUUAUGAAUCAUUGAUGAGUUUGAGAAGUACAUCUUACUUCAUUUUCAUGAAACAGCAAAUAGCAAAGAGAUGAUAGGAAGAAACACAGCCCAACAGUAAUAUGAUGAUUAGGAAAGGUGCAGGGUGCGAAGAGAGCAUGCUGUAGCUAGCAUUUGAAUUCCCCCCACCCCCCCUUCCCCACCAAAGAAAAAAAAAUUGGCCUUCCUGUCGGUAGGUUAAGAAUAGAAUUCACUAGCCUGUAAGGAAAAUUCAAUACACAGCCCUGGGCUAUUACACUUGACUUUCUUUGUGUGCUGAAGGUGGGAUUCGGUUGGAAGGACUCAUCUCGCCUUCUCUUUAUGUUUUGUUUUGGAAGUCAACAUGGUGCUUAUGGUUACCUAGACUUAUUUCUAUUGCUCAUGCACCUAAAUAACACCCUACAUUGCAGGCUAUUAUUUACAUGUUUAAGAAAAGAAAAAAAAAAUAGAGUUAAAAAAGUUAAAAAAGAUUUUUCCCCUGUUGAUUGAAGGGGAAAGAUUACUUUGCUUUUUGAAAUUAUUUAUUUUUAGUAGCAUUUUUUUGGUGGAAGUGGUUUCAUUGCAUAUGACUGUAAAUAUAACGAGGUAAUUUUGACAAUUAUUUUUUCACUAUUGGAUGCCUUGUUGGUUUGGGAAAAGGGAUGUACAACUUCGGUUUCACUUUGUGAUCUAUUUUUAACGUUAAAUGAAAUACAAAGGGCAA
This is a messenger RNA of Porites lobata, 15598 nucleotides long. NCBI's taxonomy places the organism in Eukaryota, Metazoa, Cnidaria, Anthozoa, Scleractinia, Poritidae. The record is from the annotation of a GenBank genome assembly.